Messenger RNA from Pimephales promelas (fathead minnow), 4192 nucleotides. NCBI's taxonomy places the organism in Eukaryota, Metazoa, Chordata, Actinopteri, Cypriniformes, Leuciscidae. The record is from RefSeq and is a predicted model, not a curated record.
AUGCAACAUGUUCUUUGUGGUUUUGAAUUAUCUCGAUUGCAUUUGUUCGGUGCAAACCCAGAAGCACAGUAUCCAGAUACCCUGGCUUUAACCUUUGACCCUGUGACCAGGCACUUGACGUGUGUGUAUAACGACCAUAGUGUGUACGUGUGGGACGUGCGGGACAUUCGCAAUGUUGGGAAGGUGUAUUCAGCUCUGUCCAGCGGGUGUGUGUGGAGUGUGGAGACCUACCCUGAUCUUGAAGAUUCAUCAGCAUGUCUGUCGCCCGGAUCCUUCCUCACCUGUUCAUCCGAUAACACCAUCCGCCUGUGGAAAAGUGAGUCGCCGCAGAGUCACGGCUCGGCUCUCGGCCUUCGACACAACCUCUACAGCCAGGACAUCGUAAGGAUAGUAUAUGUGGAUGAUGACACGCAGUACCUCAAAGCUGAGGCUGAGAAAGCUGAGGGAGGAGGCCAGGAUGGUAAAUCUGGGAUCAGGGUGAUGGGAAUCAGCCCAGAUGGACAGCAUUUGGCAGCUGGAGACCGCAGUGGGAACCUGAGGAUCUUCGGCUUGCAGUUUAUGGACGAACUGCUGAAAAUCGAGGCUCAUGAUUCGGAGGUCUUGUGUCUAGCCUUCUCUCCUAUUGAGACCGGUUUGCAUCUGUUGGCUUCUGCAAGUCGUGAUCGGCUCAUUCACAUCUUUGACGUGGAGAAGAAAUGCAACCUAGUGCAGACGGUUUACGAUCAUUCGGCCUCCAUCACUGCCAUCAAAUUCACAGGUCUGAAUUCAGAGUUGUGUUUGGUCAGCUGUGGCGCUGACAAGAGCAUCUAUUUUCGAUCUGCUGAGAAGACCUCAGAGGGCUUGAACUUCUCACGAUCACAUCACAUAGUGGAGAAGACCACACUGUAUGACAUGGACCUGGACGCCACACGCACACACACGGCCAUUGCGUGCCAGGACCGCAACAUUAGAGUGUACGAUGUGAGGAGUGGCAAGAUGAAAAAGUGUUUCAAGGGCUCCCUGAAUGAUGAUGGCACACUGCUCAAGGUCCAGUUGGAUCCCUCUGGGAUGUUUCUGGCCACCAGUUGUUCAGACAAAAAUAUCUGCAUCUUUGACUAUGAGUCAGGCGAAUGUGUGGCCACCUUAUUUGGACAUUCGGAAAUUGUUACAGGAAUGAAAUUCAGCCGGGACUGCCGGCAUCUGAUCACUGUAUCUGGUGACAGCUGUGUGUUUGUGUGGCGGCUGGACUCUCAGAUGACCAACUCCAUGAGGAAGAGGUUGGCGGAGAGAAAGCAGAAAGCAGGCCUGAGGGUUCAACGGGCCCCCAGCAAACAAGAAGCCAUCAGGAGAGAGACCUACAUCGCUGUGCCCUGCACUGCCCUGCCUCACAUGGAGGAAGAGGAGGAGGAGGAGAAUCCAGAAGAUGCUGUGGACGACUGCAGGACUCCAGACAGACUCGACUCCACAGAUGCAUCUCUGGAUUCUGUGGUGCUCCAAACCAAUGGCAAAAUGCCCAUGUGGGUGCGCAGACUGGGUGGAGGAGGUGAGAAUGAUGGCAGUGGCAGAGAUAAUCGAGCUCAGUACCAGCCUCAGGGACGCUGGGCAGUGCAGUCAGAUCCACUAGCCAUCCGCACCGUACUGGAGAUGAAGAGCAUGCAGCUUCCCCUGUCACACACUCCCAGCAGAGCCGUGGGAGACGACGAGUUCGAGGAAGACUCUCGCUUCCACCCACAGAGUUUGGAUAGUCUGUUGGAUGAAGGCGUCGAAGACGAUGAUCUAGAGGAAGAGGACAAAAUUUGCAGUGUUUCCAGACAUGGGUUUAGCUCUUCUCUCCAAGGGCCAGAUUUUCUGCAGAUGCCACAAGGCGAGGAGAACUUCAAUCCCAAGCACAGCUCACCAGAGAAGACUGGAUACAUUUUGUACCCUGCCAACAGCACUGCUCUAUCCACUGGAGAAGGAGAGUUCGAUGUCAAAGCUCUGUGUGAGGGGUCAGGUGGUGACCCUGAGGACGAGGAGCUCAGCCCAGAUAGCGCUUGCUCUGCUGAGAGUCCAGCCUCCCACAGUGACCAGCCCCAUGACCAGGACACAGACUCCCUCAGUCAGGUGAGCUCCACGGGAAGCUCAGGAGUGGAAGAGGAAGAGGAUGAAGAAGAGUCUGGAACGCUGCUUCGCCAACAUUUCGACACUCUGGGUGUGGCUGCUAAUGAAAAGUUCAACACAGACUUGAGCUGUCUGCAGCCCAGCGGCACAGAUGGUAACUUCCUCAAUCCUCGCCUCAGCAUCUCCACACGCUUCCUCUCCCGCUUCCAGAGCCGCUUCCGCACUGUAGGGUCUAGUAGCAGUGCUGUGUGUCGGCUCGCGGCUGGUCUGCCCAGUAUACCUGACGAGUCCAGCGCCGGCUGCCAAACCCUCGACACAACAAUGGACAAGUCAAAGCUUCUUUCAAACAAUAGUGGAAGCAUUGAGGAGAACGAGAAGAGUGUUACCAAGAAACGCUCCUCGAUGUCUUCCCGGAAAUCUUGCCAAAACGUAUCUUUGUUACGCUGGAAAAAUGCUCUGGGAGAAAUCUCAAACAAGACCAUCCAUUCCAAAGCUGUCAAUAAUACUGUCAACGCCACAACAAUUCUUGCCACCAAAUCUGCCAGCAACACCAAAGAUGCAGACGCCUCAGUUACCCGUUCCCGCCAAAGCUACAUGGGACCCACUGCAAGCUCCCGCGCUAAGAUCGCGCAGAGCACCUCUGUGGAGGCUCUGAACGUGUGUGUGUCGGAGGAAACGCAGCUGAACACCCCGUCCUCGUCACUGGACCCGACCGUAGAGCAAAGCAAAGAGAACAUCGUUCCUCCUCCCUCUUCGGCUCUUCCCUCGGGACCGCCUCCGGCCUUGGGAAACCACAGUGCCCGGGCAGCGCUUCGAUUGGACCUCGUUGGCCCCAGCCGGGCCAGUUUGUCUCCGGUGUCGCUGAAGACUCGUCUGGGCAAAGUUGAAGGUACCGGGUCUCCGUGUCGACAGGCUUUGGUGACGCCCACUGAGAUGCGGUCACUGGGGAAAGAGUGUCGGAAGCAGAUCAUUCAUAUUGAGCAGAGUUUGCCCACGAAGACUUCAGGGAGGUUCUCGACAGGGUAUGACAUGUUUUCCGGGAAGCCCAGAGUGUCGACGGUGGUUGAAGACCUGCAGUUUACAGGGUCAUGUGAGAACACACAGUCCUCGGGUCAGAUCGCAGUAACUCCAGACGGAGAGGAUUCGACAGGAAACGACUGCCUUGGGGAGAACACGGGUCAUUCUGCAGAGUCGCUGAGUGUCCAGACGUGUAAGAAGAUGGUGAAUGAACUGUGGCACACCAUCCAUAAAGCAACUGGCUUUUACAGCGAGUUGUGCUCCAUCCCGGAGCUGUCGGAGCAGCAGGAACAGAUGAAGAGUAUUUUGCAGGAGGUGUUUGUGGGCGUCCAGUGCGAGUUACUCUCCCUGUGCCCACAGGAGACCCACGCCCGUCCCGUCCCGGAAGACUCCCCCGGCCGCCAGCUGCGGGACGCCCGCGCCGUGGCGCUCCUGGAGAAAUACUCCGAGAUGCUCUUACUGCGAAUGACUGAGAAAGCAGCUCCGCCCGCACUGGAGUAACACCUCGUUUUAUUGGCCGAAAUGAACUUCUAACGCCAUUCCCCCAUCAGCACCUUCAAACUUCAAUGUCUUGUGUUGCUUUUGUAAGCAUGUACGUGCACAUUUAAUGCUUUUUGUAAAACUGCCUACUUUUUUUCACACUACAUUUCAAUCAGUGUAUUUGCUCACAUACACUUGAAUUAUUUUUAUCCUUUAACAACUUAUCAAGGCAAACCCUUCAAUCGUUUGUUUUCCAUAUAUCAUGUAGAAUUUUGAAACAGUGUUACUUUUGGAAUUCAAACAGUUGAAUUAUGUAGUUUUGUGUUGCAGUUUUUGAUGUUUGAUGCUUUUUGUAGUUUCACACCAUUUCACGCAGAGUUGUUUUGAAUCUAGAUGUGAUUCCUGAAGCGCCAGGCUGAGACUCACGGUUUGCUUGGUUUUGCCACUGGUUUAUGCUUUGUCAUGUUGAUGUGCAAUCCUUUUCUUUUUCUUUUUUCUUCACUGAAAAUGUAUAGUUAACUUUUUAGGGAAGCUUUGUAAAUAUGUUUUAAUCAGCCAUUUACACUAUUUUAAUAUUAAACAUUUUAUUGUUAAAUAUAAUUGUUUUUUGAUUGUU